Osmerus eperlanus (European smelt) is the source of this 4275-nucleotide messenger RNA. It is a transcript of the gene pex6, whose product is annotated as peroxisomal biogenesis factor 6. Gene Ontology annotation, cellular component: peroxisomal membrane; cytosol. Bases 38 to 3295 code for a protein of 1085 amino acids. Lineage: Eukaryota; Metazoa; Chordata; Actinopteri; Osmeriformes; Osmeridae. The record is from RefSeq and is a predicted model, not a curated record. Gene Ontology annotation, molecular function: ATP binding; ATP hydrolysis activity. Gene Ontology annotation, biological process: protein import into peroxisome matrix. The transcript has 17 exons.
AAAGUGUUUUAUUGUCGUCAGCGGUAAGGCUAUACGUAUGCACGCGUCAUCUUCCAACAUGGCAGCGCAGGUAGAGCUGUCGUGUUUGGAAACAUUUCCAGCGCACUUAAACCCUCUGCACGUCCUUGUUUUCAAGUCACAAUUCAGGUACGCUUUUCCAAAUUGCACCGAACCCUCAACAACCAUUUUCUUCUCAUCUCAGAAGCUUCAGUCACUGGGGAAGUCAGGCAUUUUGCUCUGCGCGCACGCAACAACCGAUGAAGAGACGCCAGGCUGUGGUGCUGAUGUCAACAACAAAACGUUACAACUUUAUACAAGUAAACUGUUUUUCAAACAUCAUGGACUUCAACUAAAUACACGAGGAGCUAUACGACUGCUGUCGCCACUGGCUUUAAGUAAAGUUGUUAUUGGCGCACGAACCAGACAAUGCUUCAAAUGGGCAACCUCUGAAAAAUUCUCCAAUGGACUCCUCGUUUUAGCCUCAUGCCAGGGACAGAGGCUAUUGGCAAGGGAAGGCGACUCACUUUUAGUGCCUUAUCAUCCACUGCUUGGUGACGACAUAUCUCAAGUGCAACAACAUAUGUUGGAUUUAGUCGUAUUGCAGUGCACACCUGUUAUGCAGGGGAUGAUUACAACCAAAACGAGUGUGGUUUUGACCGAUUGCAGGGACUUGGAAACACCUGGCAAUAAUGUGACUAGUAGAACUGUGACGUCAUUAUUCGUCUCAGAUUUUGCACACUAUGCUAGUAGUCUUAGCAGUGGCAGUUCACUUCUUGACAAUAAGCUGGUACUGAAUUCAAGUUUCUCAGCGUUCUUACGAGCCCUUGAAUGUAGGUUGGAUGUCAAGGUGGUUGAUUGUUCUCAUCUGUAUUGUCAAGGCAAAAGUCAACUCGGAGUGCACGAAGCUGAAGUUGAUAUUGACAAUGCAGUUUUCGUCAGUAAACAGUUGCUUCUCAAACUCGGGUUGUUUAACCUUGAAUGGGUGAUGGUAUCGACGUUAGGUUGUCCAUCAGAGAAAACAUCAUCCAGGCUUUCAUAUCUUCCAAGUCCAGGACCGGUUGAAGAUCAGAUGCUUGUCAGAGACCCCAAACGAGCCCAUUUGUCCUUGGUUUGUGUGUCAGAGUUUGGCAAGCAUCUGGAGUUGGACCUGCAAGACAGUGUUGGUUUUAUAACUCCAACUCACUGGUUUAACUUGUCAAAUGGAGAUCCAAUUCCAAUUGGCUGCAAAACGGUGAAGAUAAAGAGAUGGAAUAGUGCCUCUUCUCGGUCAGGACCACAGUGUUCAGAGAGCCUCUCUCGAUCAACGUCACCAGCAUUUGUCACAGAACUCCACAUCAAGACCGUCAUCUCACCAGAGUACAACUCCCACGGCCCCUUUGACAGUUUAUUGUGUGAGCACUUCACUAUACCAAGACUAGUGCGUCAAGGAGAUAUAUUGGCUAUCCCAUCCAAGGGACACCCUGACAUUUUGGAGAGCAAUUCUGAGGGAAUCACAAGGUGGCCAGUUGUUCACUUUAAAGUGAAGGUUUGUGGUUCUACUGAGAAUGAGAAUGAAGAGAAUGGGCAUUACCUGGCAGACACCACUCACACAUCUCUGUACAUGGGAGGUGCCACCAACAGCUUGGCUCCUUGGUCUUUAGUGGGUGAGGGGCCAUCCCUAUGGACGAGCUUGGCUCCACCAGGGCUUUCCACCACUGUGGACAAACUCACCACCAUUAUCCAACCCCAUAUUUAUGAAAGUGCUCUGGCAAGUGGAUGCUCCAUCCUCCUCCAAGGACACAGUGGCAGUGGCAAAGUCACAGCAGUGAAGGCGACGUGCCGGAAACUUCACCUCCACUUGGUUAAGGUGGACUGCGUGACGGUCUGCGCGGACACAGCGGCCGCCUGCGAGGCAAAGAUGAGGGCUGCGUUCCAGAGAGCCGAGGCCCACCAGCCCUGUGUGCUGCUCCUCAGGAACCUGCAGCUGUUGGGCCAGCCCAAGGAUGGCUCAGAGGAGGACGCCAGGGUUCUGGCUUCUUUCCGCCAGCUCAUCACCAGCAUGCCUCCCAGCGUGGCGGUCAUUGCUGCGGUCAGCAAACCCAGGGAGCUGUCGGCAGAUGUCACGGCAGGGUUUGUCCACCAAGUGGCGAUGGAGAUCCCCAGUGAGGAGCAGCGAAGGGCCAUGUUGGCAAGCCUCACAGAGGGCUUGCCCCUGGGGAAGGACAUCAGUCUAGCCCGCCUUGCCAAGCACACUGCGGGUUUCUUUCUGGGGGAUCUCGUUGCGCUACUCAAUCAGGCUGGUAAAGCUGCCUUUAGAAGGCUGCUCACUUCCUGUUUCCCGGAGGGUGCCAGAGUGGAGAACGAGGAGGACCUGUGUGCGUGCGGAGUAACUAUCUUGUCCCAGGACUUCACCAGGGCCCUGGAGACCCUACAAGAUGCUCAUUCCCUGGCCAUAGGCGCUCCAAAGAUCCCCAGCGUGCGAUGGCAGGAUGUGGGCGGUCUCCAGCAGGUGAAGAGGGAGAUCCUGGACACGGUGCAGCUGCCCCUGGAGAGACCCGAGCUGCUGUCGCUCGGCCUGCGCCGCUCUGGCCUGCUCCUCUACGGGCCCCCCGGCACUGGCAAGACCCUGCUGGCCAAGGCUGUGGCCACCGAGUGUUCCAUGACCUUCCUGAGUGUCAAGGGCCCAGAGCUCAUCAACAUGUACGUGGGUAAAAGUGAGGAGAACGUGAGAGAGGUGUUUGCCAAAGCUCGUGCAGCCGCCCCUUGCAUCAUCUUCUUCGACGAGCUUGACUCGCUAGCGCCCAACAGAGGGCGCAGCGGGGACUCAGGCGGGGUCAUGGACAGGGUUGUUUCCCAGCUCCUUGCUGAGCUUGAUGGCCUUCACUCCUCUGGGGACGUGUUUGUGAUUGGUGCAACCAACAGGCCGGACCUGCUUGACCAAUCGCUGCUCAGACCUGGCAGGUUUGAUAAAUUGGUCUAUGUUGGAAUCAAUGAAGACAAAGACUCUCAGCUCCAGGUUCUAAAGGCAAUUGUCAGAAAAUUCAGGAUUGACCCCAGUGUGAGUCUUCAGGACAUCGUGGAGCGAUGCCCAUCCCAGCUCACCGGAGCUGACAUGUACGCCCUCUGCUCGGACGCCAUGAUGUCAGCCAUCAAGAGGAAGAUAGCUCUAAUCUCUGACGGUCUGGACACAGAUGAUUCACCUCUUAUCCUCUCUGCAGAUGACUUUAAUCAUGCUCUGAAAAGCCUCAAACCAUCAGUCUCUGACCAAGAGCUUCUCAAAUACAAACACAUUCAACAGAAACUCACUGCAAAAUAACCAAGCCACCCAAAGACUAGUGUUGCCCCAUGUGUUGGUUAAUCUGUGCUCCAUCUGCGGUACAGUACUCCAAACCUUCUGCCUAAGAGUUUAUUCUUCAAAACUUUCAUCUUAGAAACCAGCAUUUCAAAUGGGUUCAUGCUGGGUGUUUUUGCACUGAGCAGUAAGCAGUGACCAAAUUACUUAAAAAAUUAUCCCGGUGAGGUACUCGUGUGUAAUUCCUAACUGGUGUUAUUAUGUGAGAUAAUUGGUGUAUAUGUGAUUAUUCAGGCUCUUGAAAUAUUAAAUCACUAAUAAGUGGAGCUCAAUUGCACUAAAAUGUAGACUUGUGAACAUAUGACUCUGCAUGACACAUAAAAUACGUAAUCAAAACGAUUCUAGUAAGUAAGGCAGUAUUUUUUCUAAUCUCACAUGUAAUUUGAGGUAUAAUCCACAUGUCAAUAAAUGCAGUCAGCCAAACAAUAAUUAAUGUUACUGAUCUUUCUAUUUCAGGGUAAUGCUUUCCUUUUCUAAGUACAUUUGUUUUUGUGAUAUUAGUGCUAGACAGACUUAUUUGUGAAAAAUUUUGUCAACAUUACACCCACCUAAGGCACUAGUUUACAGUUCACACUAAAACACUUUAGGGACUGUUGAAUGCAAGUCUGUAUACAAAGUUAACUGGUUUGUGCAGUGUUUUCUCAUCUCCACCCAGUAAUUUACAUCAAAUUCAAUAAUACAAAAGUAAAUGUGACAGGAAUGAAAAAUGACAGUAAGAAAUGUAUAACCUUGAGUUUCAUAACGCUUGGAAAGCACAGAGUGGACAACACACAUUCAAACAAACAGCUACCACAUGAAUCCAGGAGUGUAUUCGGUCUCACUUUAUAUUAAGUUAGCAGUUUAUUGUUUUAAUAAAUCAUUUGUUACAGCAAGUAGUUAGAGUAACAAAGAUUAGAUUCCCUGAAUGAUACAUUGUUAUUAAAUAAAUGUUAGAUUUAAAUGUG